AUGACAGGCGCGGGCCUGUCGUUGACAGAUCGCGAGAAAGCAAUUUUAGACUUGGUCGUAGCAGAACGCCUGGGUGUUGCGGCCUGCCAGCAGCUGACUUGGACAGAGAUGCGGGAGAAGCUGAAACACGUCUACGCCGACUUGUCCCAGAACCCUGCAUACUUGUGGAGAACCAACGACCAGGGCAACAACCGCUGUUUGGUGACAUCGAGCAGACUGUACAGUUUCUUUCGGGACGGCGUGCUUCUUCCGUCGGAGCUUCUGCGCCUGCAGGGCCCCAGGCGGUCCUUGCACAUCCCGUCAAAUGUCCCAUGCAACAGUGUGAAGGCUCUGGCAGGAGAGGGCUUCUGCUUGCCCUGCUUCGCAUCCGUGCUGUGGGCGGCAUACCUGACAAAAGGUGCAGUCCGCUUUGUUUUCCUUGCAGCCACCUCGCCGUGUGGCCAGCUCGACAUGGGCAAAGGAGUUGGCAAACAAGGGGGCCGCCAAGGCAAAAGCAAAGGAGGCAAAGCCAGCCAGGUGACAGCCAUGGUGAAAGUACCAGUCAAGAAGGACGGUGCAGGAACGAAAGCGGCAGCAGCUGGCCUGCCAGUCAGAGCUGCAGUCCAUGCCAGUCAUUCCAGGCAUUUCUUCUCGCCCACGUACCCACCAGCAGAGCCGUUUGUCAAGAAGCAAGGAAUCCCGGUGGGACCAGGAGACAUCUGGUGCAUUACCACUGGCAAGCGCAUGAUGCCGCACGUUGACUUUGAGCUUCUGUGUCAGAUGUUGAAGAAGGAUCCCGAGCUGAAAGCCCGCUUCAUGAAGGCCCGCUUGCAUGUCGCGGACCCAGAGAACAAUCCUUUGCCUGUGCUGACCCCUUCGGCUGAAGUGUUCAGCAGUGACAAGUGCGGGCACAUGGUGUACGUGAAGGCAGCACUGCUGAGCGACACCGAGCUUGUCAACCACACCGGCAGAACAGGGCUGCAGCUUGGUUUGAAGCAGCACAGCGUCGACCUCAGGCAGGGUGCCAAUCAGCCUACAAAGCUCUUCCCGGUCAGCCUGCAGGGGCUCCCCCAGGAGUUCAAGGAUAGCUGCCCCCGGGUGAAGAUCUACUUUGAUCAAGUGAGUUCGGAGAACCGAGAGAUUUGGGUGACUCCGGAGACGCAGCUCAACAUUCAGCAGCCUGCAGACUUGCAGCGGCAUCUGCAAGCCAGAAGCAGCGACGCCCGGCCGAAGCUACAGGGCUCGCUGAAGACUUUGUCGGAGCUGGUGGAGCAGGGGAAUCGAAUGGAGAGCGAAGUCCUUGCCACCACGGCUGCAGCGAUGGCGACUGAGCCGGAUGACGGCGACGAGCAGCCAGAGGAGCCGGCGGACCCUUCGCACCAGGCUGCUGAAGCCCUCUUGGAGACGUUCCACCAGGGCAACUGGACAGCCACAAAGAAGACACGCAAGCGCAAGGAUGUGGAGCCGGCCACAUCCGUAGCCACAUCUGUGGUCGAGGGUCCAGAAGGCUCCGAGAAGGCUAGCACCAAGCGGGGCAAGACGAAGGCUGGCUUGAAGGAGCUUAGCCUGGACAGCUUGGACGAAUCCAUGCGCAAAGUAGCGAAGCAGCACUUCGCCAACAACCCGGAUCGCAAUGUCUCGGUGAACUGCCUGAGCAACCUCGUACUGGUCAUGUUCGCCGAUGACGGCACGGAUCACAGCCAGGGACACACUUUGUCAGGGGUCGGUGUUGCUAAAAAGAGCUGUUUCCUUGUCCGGCCUGUCGCGAACACAAGAUUCCGCAGUGUAGAUUUCUAA
Messenger RNA from Symbiodinium sp. CCMP2456, 1776 nucleotides. The record is from the annotation of a GenBank genome assembly. NCBI's taxonomy places the organism in Eukaryota, Dinophyceae, Suessiales, Symbiodiniaceae.